Messenger RNA from Penicillium expansum, 1488 nucleotides. RefSeq lists its product as uncharacterized. Lineage: Eukaryota; Fungi; Ascomycota; Eurotiomycetes; Eurotiales; Aspergillaceae. Gene Ontology annotation, molecular function: carbohydrate:proton symporter activity. The record is from RefSeq and is a predicted model, not a curated record. Gene Ontology annotation, cellular component: membrane. Bases 1 to 1488 code for a protein of 495 amino acids. The transcript is spliced from 5 exons. Gene Ontology annotation, biological process: transmembrane transport; carbohydrate transport.
AUGCGAUGGAUCAAAUCACGAUGGUCGACCAAUCCCUACUACGCCCUGGUGAUUGCUGUCAUUGCCUGUGGCGGGAUCCCGAAAGGCUAUGACGAGGGUGGUUAUAGCGCCAGCGUCUCCCUCCCUUCCUUCAAGUCCGACUACAACCUCGAUAAACACUUGGGUGUGGACGAAACCGAGCUAGCUAACCGAAAAGCGAAUAUUACCUCCUUUAACGUCCUAGGUGCAGCACUUGGUGCCUUGAUAGUCCUGGAUCUCAAUGAUCGACUUGGGCGCUUGAUGGUGUGGCGCCUAGCAUGCAUCGUGUGGGCAACAGGGACAUUGAUCCAAGUAUUCUCAUCCGCUCCUGCUAGGACGAGAGGUCUGGUGGUGGGGAUAUACAUGGUAUUCUUACUGGCAUUUCUGGCCAUGGGGUUUUUUAUCAACUAUGGCGCCAGGGUCCACAUGGCGACCACACGAACCCAAUACCGCCUAGUUCAGGCCGUGCCUUUAAUUCCCGUCGGCAUCGCAUCUGGUAUUUCAUACCUUUGCCCCGAAACUCCUCGGUAUCUCGUUUCGAAACAUCUUCAUCGGGAAGGCCUGGAGGCUCUGGCACGGCUACGUGGCAGGGCCAUCGAUGAUCCCGAAAUCAUAAAGGAAUUUGCAACUAUCGAUGCACGGGAGCGGGAGCGAGCGACAGACUUAGCGUCUGUCUCUCAUUGGGCUAUGUUCAAGGAGACACAGACGAACCCGAAUUACCGACAGCGCUUCUGGCUACUAAUGGCUAUGCAAACUAUCGCUCAGUGGACUGGCGGGAACGGCAUCACAUACUAUGUAACGAGCAUAUUCCAGUACGCUGGCGUAAAAGGCGACGGAAAUUCCCUCAUCUCAUCCGGCGCCUACGGGAUGGUCAAACUCAUCUUCACCAUGGCCUUCACAUGGGGUCUAAUCGACCUCCUCGGUCGACGUCGCUGCACCCUCGCUGGACUAAGCCUGCAGCUCUGCGCGCACAUCUACAUGGGAAUAUACAUGGGUCUGCGCCCAGGCUCAGCAGAUAACAAAAACGCCUCCAACGCAGCCGUCGCCUCGAUCUUUGUCUACGCCGUCGGCUGGUCCAUCGGCCUCUGCACAGUUCCUUACCUGUACGGCACGGAGAUCUUCCCAACGCGCAUCCGCAACGUCAGCUAUGCUAUUAGUAUGGCGCUGCAUUGGUUCUUCCAGUUUGCUGUUGUGCGAGUUACUCCGAAUAUGCUUGUCUCCCUUGAUGUUUGGGGUGCUUUUCUCUUCUGGGCACUUAUUUGCUUUUCUGGGCUGGUUAUCCUUGGUGUCUGGAUGCCCGAGACGAAGGGUGUUCCUAUUGAGCGCAUGGGGGAUCUGUUUGAUGGGCCGUGGUACCUGCGGUGGCGGGCUAGGUCGAGGGAUUGGGAUCUUGUUUCGCCAACUGAUAUGUCGCAGAACAUUGCGUCGAAAGAUGGUCGUGUUUUGAAGUCCGGUGAUUCGGCCUUGUGA